Ctenopharyngodon idella (grass carp) is the source of this 3746-nucleotide messenger RNA. RefSeq names its product TEK tyrosine kinase, endothelial (gene tek). The record is from RefSeq and is a predicted model, not a curated record. Gene Ontology annotation, biological process: positive regulation of endothelial cell migration; endothelial cell proliferation; protein phosphorylation. Lineage: Eukaryota; Metazoa; Chordata; Actinopteri; Cypriniformes; Xenocyprididae. The transcript is spliced from 23 exons. Gene Ontology annotation, cellular component: plasma membrane; signaling receptor complex. The coding region runs from base 173 to 3532 and encodes 1119 amino acids. Gene Ontology annotation, molecular function: protein binding; ATP binding; transmembrane receptor protein tyrosine kinase activity.
CAGAGCAGACGAGAGGGGUGGAGACGCUGGAGGAAAAGAAAGGGAGAGUUCAUUUGUGUCAGAAUCGAGGGAUGUGUGCGGACCGGAGUUUCUGACAGACACUCGGUCUCUGAGACUGAACCUUCUUCUCUGUGGAUGUGGACGAACUGGUCGGCUGUGCCUCACGGGGACCAUGAGUCACCUGUCCUCUGUCACGCUGUGUCUGAUUGGCUGCUUGCUCACAGGCAGCGCUCUUGACAUCUCAGACGUGACUCUGAUAAAUCCAGACCCGGUUGUGUCUUCGGCGAACCUGCCGUCGCUCCUAUGUGUGAGCAGUGACUGGACGGGCUCUGGCACCAGUUUGCUGAGUUUGGGCCAUGAGUAUCCUGAUCCGAACCCUCAUGUUUUGAGCACUGAACCGGACCGAAGCCAUCACUCUGCUGCUAAAGUCACGUGGAUGUCUCGCAAUCACACCUUUGGAGCUUUUUACUGCCAAGUCAAGAACUCUAAUGGAAGUAAAAUCUACACCUACAAGAUGCUCCAUGAAGCUCCAUUCCUCCCUGAAUCUCUGACAAUCACUCUUAAUGAAGGUGAAGACUUAAACAUCACAUUCACGAAAAAGACGGAUUUACCAGAGGACGUAGUCAUCGAUAGAAACGGAUGUUUUGUACACACAGUACCCAAAGAUGAAAUUAAGGAAAAAAUGCAUUACCCAAUAACCAAUGCAGAAGCUCAAAGUCAUGCUGGAUUAUAUGCAAUCCGUUACAUUUCUGGAGCUACAUUCAGCUCCGCAAUAACCCGACUGAUCGUCAGGAGUUGUAAGGCUGGUUUAUGGGGAGUGAAUUGUACCAAAUCGUGUCUGCCCUGUGCUAACGGAGGCGUGUGUCAUGACGGGACGGGAGAAUGCAUCUGCCCUCCAGGCUUUAAAGGACCCACCUGUCAAACCGUGUGUGGCGAGGGCCGCUUUGGCAGCAGCUGUAAGGAGCGCUGUGUGGACGGAUCCUGCCGCUCUCUGGUCUUCUGUCUCAGAGACCCGUACGGCUGCUCCUGUGCGUCCGGAUGGAGGGGCCUCAACUGCAACGAGGUCUGUCCGUCUGGUUAUUAUGGUGCCGACUGUAAACAGAAAUGUGAGUGUGAACAGAUCAAAUGCAAUCGCUUCAGAGGAUGUGAGUGUGCAGGCAGGCAUGGAGCUCGCUGUGAGAGCCCAGACACAAGACCUGUGAUCGUGAGCAGUCUGAGAGACAUCGAGCUCAACUCAGGCGUCACAUACACCGUCAACUGCUCUGCGUCAGGCCAGCCUGCUCCUUUACAUGGGGAAAUAACCCUGGUCAAACCAGACAAAACCACUGUCUAUGCAGUGGACACACAGACAGAAAAGAAUCAGACGACAUCCACAUUCAGGGUGGAGAAAAUCACUGUAUCUGCUGCUGGCCGCUGGUUGUGUCAGGUGAAAAUCAAACACUUUCAGGAGGAGAAAGAAUUCAUGGUGAUUGUCAAAGUUCCGCCACAGCCUCAGAAACCACCCGUCCUGAACGGCAGCGGUCUGCAUCACCUGCUGCUGCUGGUCAAUAAAGAUCCCUACACUGGAGAUGGACCUCUCACUUCAGUCAAGGUCAUCUACAAGCAGGCUGGCACAUCUACAUGGAAAAGUGUUGAGGCGAGCGGCUCUCUGGUAAGGCUGGACAAUCUUUCUCCCAUGACGAGCUACACCACACGGGUGCAGCUCAGUCGCCACGGACCGGGAGGAACCGGCCAGCCCGGACCUGAAGCCAAUUUCUCCACACAGGUGCUUGAGCUGCCCGUGGGUGUGAAACUGACCCCCAUCAAUCAGACCUCGCUGGCCCUGUCGUGGGACAUGGCUUCUGCCGAGGAUGCCUGGGGUUACGAGGUCACGUGUCAGCAGGUUGGAGCUUCAGGAACCGUGAGGAAGUUUCAGCUCACGUCAAACUCCUCCGGUGUGCAUCUGAGCGAGCUGAAACCCAGACACAAAUACCAGUGCAGGGUGAGGACGACCAGCAGCGCCACAGAUCUGCCCUGUCCCAACGUCAGCGCCUGGACGCUGAGCGACCAGCUUCCUCCUCCUCCUGCCAACAUCUCCACCUGCAACAUCAGUGACAGCUCAGCCAUCAUCACCUGGUCGGUGGCCGAGGGUCACUCCAUCUUUAGAGCCCUCAUCCGCUACCAGCUGACCGAGCAGACGGACUACAGCCAGCAGGUGAACCUCAGCGUGCAGCCGGACCAGACCAGCAUGCACUUCCAGCUCCGGGGUCUGAGGGCCGACAGCACCUACCAGCUGGAGCUCUGGACCGUCAACAACAUGGGAGAGAGUACGGAGCGGCCACAGAUCAGCCUCCAGACACUGACCCCGCAGGAGAGCUCACAGCUGCACGGCCUCCAGGCUCAUAGUAAAAUGCUCUUCUACGCGAUACUGGGCUCCGCUGGCAUGACGUGCAUCACAAUCCUGCUGGCCUUCUGCAUCGUAUUACAGCUGAAGAGAGCCACCUUCCAGAGACGCAUGGUGCAGGCCUUUCACAACAUAGUGAGAGAGGAGCCUGUGGCCCAGUUUAGCUCUGUGCCUCUGAACAUGCCGAAGAAAGUUCCCAACUCCAGCCAAUCCGUGGCCUAUCCGACCCUGGAGUGGAGUGACAUAAAGUUCCAGGACGUGAUCGGAGAGGGAAACUUUGGACAGGUGCUGAAAGCUCGCAUUAAGAAAGACGGGCUGAGGAUGGAUGCGGCCAUCAAGAGAAUGAAAGAAUAUGCAUCUAAGGAUGACCACAGAGACUUUGCGGGGGAACUGGAGGUCUUGUGUAAGCUGGGUCACCAUCCGAACAUCAUUAACCUCCUGGGAGCGUGUGAACACAGAGGUUACCUGUAUUUGGCCAUUGAAUACGCUCCUCAUGGAAACCUGCUGGACUUCCUGCGUAAAAGCCGAGUGUUAGAGACGGACCCGGCCUUCGCCAUCGCUAACAGCACCGCGUCCACGCUCUCCUCGCAGCAGUUACUGCACUUCGCUGCAGACGUGGCACGUGGCAUGGACUACCUGAGCCAGAAACAUUUUAUUCACAGAGAUCUAGCAGCCAGAAACAUCCUGGUAGGAGAAAACUUUGUGGCAAAAAUUGCUGAUUUUGGCCUGUCCAGAGGUCAGGAGGUUUACGUGAAGAAGACCAUGGGCCGUCUGCCGGUGAGGUGGAUGGCCAUCGAAUCUCUCAACUACAGUGUUUAUACCACCAACAGUGACGUGUGGUCGUACGGCGUGCUGCUCUGGGAGGUCGUCAGCUUAGGUGGAACACCGUACUGCGGUCUGACGUGUGCAGAGCUCUACGAGAAACUCCCACUGGGCUUCCGGCUGGAGAAACCGCUGAACUGCGAUGACGAGGUGUAUGAGCUGAUGAAACAGUGCUGGAAGGAGAAGCCUUACGAGAGACCGUCAUUCGCUCAGAUCUUGAUGUCACUCAAUCGUAUGCUGGAGGAGAGGAAGACGUACGUCAACACGACGCUCUAUGAGAAAUUCACCUAUGCUGGCAUUGACUGUUCUGCGGAGGAAGCUGGCUGAUCUCAGAGCGAUUCAUUACGGUUAAUAUGAUCCUCUGAGCAGGAUUCACAGACUAGAGUUUUACACACAUUGUGUUUCAUUAGUAAAUGACUAUCGGAUCAUAUUUCUGUUUGUUGUGAAGUGUUUAUUGGUGUGUGAGAUGUUGAGUGCAGAUUCUGACAGAUGUGUGACGUUUGUAUAUUUCAUUGUUUUUAAUAAAACUCUGAUACUGCGA